Molecule: messenger RNA, 2755 nt
Organism: Gigantopelta aegis
Lineage: Eukaryota; Metazoa; Mollusca; Gastropoda; Neomphalida; Peltospiridae
Product: cytochrome P450 27C1-like
Exons: 9
Coding region: 323-1900 (525 amino acids)
Biological process (GO): C21-steroid hormone biosynthetic process; cortisol metabolic process; cholesterol metabolic process
Cellular component (GO): mitochondrial inner membrane
Molecular function (GO): monooxygenase activity; heme binding; oxidoreductase activity, acting on paired donors, with incorporation or reduction of molecular oxygen
Source: RefSeq, a predicted model, not a curated record
AGAGAGCGCGCGACCGGCCGCCACUGGUCCGAAGUUAUACACAGUACGCCGUCAUUGGGAGAACGUCACUCACCGAGAACGGACGAGUAUUUUCGAUCUGUGCCGAACGUGUGUGUACGGGGCCAGCACAAACCGAUACUACUAUCCACUCACCUCACCUCGCUUCAGUCAAACUGUCGCCACGCGUUCAGUCGACUGCUGCUUGUGCGUGUGAGAGUGUGUGUUAAAAAAAAAGUGUUUAAGUGUUUGUUUCUAACUGAUUGAUUGAAUUAAGUUUUAAACCACUACUACGGUGACAAUAUAUUCGUUGUAACGAGUCAGCAUGGCAGAGACGGUUCUUCGACGGAUAGCGGCGCAUGGACGGGUGGUUCUAGCGCGGACCAGACGCGCUACCUGUGUUAACAAUUCGUGCAGUGUUUUCACCGAGGCCACGGACACUGACGAUAUCCAUCUCAGCGGGGUCAAGGAGGGGACGCACCCCAAAACACUCGCCGAGAUGCCCGGUCCCCCAGGACUGCCCUUCCUAGGCACUCUACCGGAAUAUGCACGGAAAGCUAACCAAGGGCAGUUCCACGAAGUACAGAGGCGGUUCCAUCACAAAUAUGGGAAGAUUUUCAAAGAACCCUUCGGAUCAGUGACCAACGUGUCAGUGGCGGACCCGUCAAUGGUGGAGGAGAUUCUUCGAGCCGAGGGGAAGUACCCCCUCCGACCGCCCUACGAGUCGUGGGUGCUCUACAACAAAAUGAGGAACCGAACGGGCGGAAUAAUGACGGCUGACGGUGAACAAUGGCGCCGGUGUCGGAGUGCGAUGAACUCGAAGCUGAACCGACCCAAGUGUAUCGGCGAGUACGUGGACGGCAUCAACACUGUGGUGACGUCACUCGUCGAAAGGUUGCGCUACUUGAAGAACAACUCGAGCGAAGGCGGCUUCGUGCCUCAGCUUCCGAACGAAAUCAACAAGUUUACAAUGGAAGCGCUUGUUUGGGUGAUUCUUGAGAUGCGCCUUGGUUGCCUGGAUACGACAGUACCUCCUCAGAUACAAGAGUUCAUCACCUCGGUAACGAAAAUGUUUUUGACUGGUUCCAAGCUCGUCGCUUACGCCAACAUUCAGAAGAUGCUCAGGACCAAAGUGUGGAAGGAACACGUGAAAUCCUGGGAUGUCAUCCACAACAUAGCGUCCGAAUACAUCAACUCGAAGAUGGUGGAGGUGGAGAGCAGGCUGUCGGCGGGGAUACCGGAGGGUGAGAGGGUGGACUUCCUCACCCACCUGAUGGCCGGCAACAAGAUGACGAAGGAAGAGAUCACGAACAACAUUAUUGAGAUCCUCAUGGGGGGAGUCGACACAGCGGCGAACUCCAUGUCGUUCCUAUUCUACUCCCUGGCCAAGCACUCUGGCGUACAGAAGAAACUCCAGACCGAGGUGGACAACCUGCUGGGAGGGCGGCCCGCCAACUACGAGGACCUGCAGAGCAUGCCCUACCUCAAGGCCGUCGUCAAGGAGACGCUCAGGAUGUACCCGCCCAUCCCCGUGAACGCCCGCAUCAUGCAGGACGACAUCACGAUAGACAACUACACAGUUCCUAAAGGAACAUGCAUUUUACUGAACAACUACACGAUGUCACGAGACGCGACGAUAUUCAACGAGCCGGAAUCGUUCAUACCAGAGAGGUGGUUGAGAGAAGAGUCGAGACACUGGCAUCCGUUCUCCGCGAUUCCCUUCGGCUACGGAGCAAGAGCUUGUAUUGGUCGUCGUUUGGCAGAAACGGAAAUGUACCUGGCAACGAUACAGAUUUGCCAGAACUUCUCGUUGGUGCUGAGCGACAAGUUCGACAUCACUCCGAGUGUUCGCACGCAGCUGACACCCGGACCAGAGCUGCCCAUCCAGCUAGAGGAGCGAUAAGACAGGGAGAGGAAAUCACCAACACAAACAAGGACAAAAUGGCGAUACGCUUCGCAUGUGACAAUCAGUUCGUAAAUUACACCACGAAGAGAAAUGGAUGCCUGAUCCAGUAAAACUGCUAUUCGUGCCAUAUUUGAGAAAUGGUGGGAAUAUGGGCAAUAUUUCGUUCUACCACUAGAAGGAUUUUCAACAAAUAUGGAUGACGAACAGAAAGAAAACAAAAACACCACAAAAACUGUUUGAAAAGCAAAACAAAACAAAACAAACUCACGACGUUCUCAGGGUUAUGGUCAGACUUCACACUAUACUGUACCCUCAAUAUCUAUGACGAAAUCGUGACGUCAUGUAUAUAAGAAUGACGUCACGUGACCUUUUUUUUUUUUUUUUUUUUUUACUCAAGUUUGUGCAUAUUCACGAAGACCCAUAUAUGGCAAUAAGUAAUUUAUUCAGUGUUUUUCUUGUGAACAAUAUGUUGGAGGGUGCAGUGUCAGACUUUUACGUUUUAACCACCACGAUCUGUAGGCCGACGGACAAUGAUACCAAAGAAAGGGUGGUCAGAAUUGGAGUAACGGGUAUGUGUGCUACUAAUUAUGUGCAAAAUGACAAUAUUCUCUCUCUCAAUAUAUAUAUAUAUAUUAUACGUGUAAGUACAAGUAGAAUAAUAGAUGUACAGUGGCGAUGGCCGGAGUUGGCCAAUGCCGCGAGUUGUUUUCUUUGAGAUGUACAUUUUGUUUCUUCAUCAUUCUACCUCCAGAACUUGAACAAGUUUUAAUAUAGAUAUUCUUGCGUUAUCAGUGUUAACACAGGGUCGAACGGCAGUUAACGAAACAUGUGAAAUGGUGGGGAUACACUAUA